Abrus precatorius (Indian licorice) is the source of this 1329-nucleotide messenger RNA. Its product is annotated as probable glycosyltransferase At5g25310. Gene Ontology annotation, molecular function: glycosyltransferase activity. The transcript has 4 exons. The record is from RefSeq and is a predicted model, not a curated record. NCBI's taxonomy places the organism in Eukaryota, Viridiplantae, Streptophyta, Magnoliopsida, Fabales, Fabaceae. The coding region runs from base 1 to 1329 and encodes 442 amino acids.
AUGAUGCUUCCAUGGCAGCGAAUGAGAUUCACCGGCACGGAUUCGGUGAAUCCCGUUCCACUUAACUUUAGAAGAGAAGUUUCCGGCGAGAAUCAACUCAAUACUGUUGGAGAUGCCGGUCACUCAAAUAACACAAUAACCAAGGAAGUAGCAAAAGUGAAGAGAAGAAACGAAAAGCUAGAAGAACGACUUGCGCGAGCAAGAGCUUCGAUGCGCAGAGCGGCUGCAAGAAACUUCACUUUAGCAACACCACACGACGACAUUUCCACCGGAACUGUUUAUCAUAACCCGCACUUAUUUUACCAGAGCUAUUUGGAGAUGGAGAAGAUAUUGAAGGUCUACGUAUACCCAGAUGGGGAACUACCAAUUGUUCACGAUGGCCCGUGCAAGGACAUAUACUCGAUUGAAGGGAGGUUCCUCCAUGAGAUGGAAUUUGGGGUUGGGAGGUUUAGGACCAAUGACCCCACUACGGCUCACGUUUACUUUCUUCCAUUCAGUGUGACAUGGAUGGUCAAGUACCUCUAUACACCAUCCACUUACGACGUCACUCCUUUAAAGCAUUUUGUCUCCGAGUAUGUGAGAGUGAUAUCUAAGAGGUACCCUUUCUGGAAUACAACUCAUGGUGCCGACCACUUCAUGCUUUCUUGUCAUGAUUGGGGUCCUCAUGCAUCAGAGGGAAACCCUUUCCUCUACAACACCUCCAUCCGGGUCUUGUGCAAUGCCAACACUUCUGAAGGCUUCAAUCCUAUGAAGGACGUGCCUUUGCCAGAAAUCCAUCUCUAUGGGGGUGAAGUAUCCCCUAAGCUCCUUUCACCUCCACCAGACGACGCUCCACGUCCCUAUCUUGCAUUCUUCGCUGGUGGAAUGCAUGGCCCAAUUCGGCCCAUCCUACUCCACCAUUGGAAAAACCGAGACGAUGAUAUACGUGUCUACGAGUACCUACCGAAAGACAAAGACUACUAUUCCUUCAUGCUCAACUCCAAGUUCUGCCUUUGUCCAAGUGGGUAUGAAGUGGCUAGCCCGAGAAUCGUGGAGUCAAUUUAUGCUGAAUGCGUGCCCGUGAUCCUGUCAAAGAAUUAUACGUUACCCUUCAGUGAUGUGCUGCGAUGGGAGGCGUUUUCAGUGCAGGUGGAUGUUUCAGAUAUUCCAAGUUUGAAAGAGAUGCUUAGUACAAUUCCAGAGAGCAAAUACCGGAAGCUCAAGCAUGGAGUAAAGGCUGUGAGGAGACAUUUUACUCUGAAUCAACCCGCUAAGAGAUUUGACGUCUUUCACAUGAUCUUGCACUCCAUAUGGCUGAGGAGAUUAAAUAUAAAUAUAAAACUCAGAUAA